CGCGGCAGCCAGGCCCGCCCAGCCCCGGCGGCAGCGGGGCCGGGCCGGGACGAGACGGAGGGAGCGGGGGUGGGAGCGGGGCCAUGGCGGCCAACGAGGACCAGGAGAUGGAGCUGGAAGCGCUGCGCUCCAUCUACGAGGGAGAUCUGUGCUUCAGGGAGCUAAGCCCGGUGUCCUUCCAGUACAGGAUAGGUGAAAGUGGAGAUCCCAAAGCCUUUCUAAUAGAAGUUUCUUGGCCAGAAACAUAUCCACAGACAGCACCUGUCAUAUCGAUGGAUGCUUUCUUCAACAACACAAUAUCUUCAGCUAUUAAACAAAGUAUAUUGGAUAAGUUAAUGGUAGAAGUGGAAGCAAAUCUUGGAACUGCAAUGACAUACACGCUUUUUGAAUAUGCCAAAGACAAUAAGGAGGUGUUCAUGGAAAAUCAACCUGUUAACACUGUGACUUCAGUAAGCAAUAACAUUUCAAUUGGAACUCCUGAUGUGCCACCAAGUAAGAAAAAAGAGAAAAAGGAGCAGUUAUCCAAAACCCAGAAACGAAAACUAGCUGAUAAAACAGAUAACAAAGGGGAGCUUCCACGAGGAUGGAACUGGGUUGAUGUAAUUAAGCAUGUAAGUAUUUUCAAGUUCUCUUUUUUUACUGCUAGAAAGAUUUAUAAGAAAGAGUAAGAACUGCUGCUUAUUUUGGACUCUAAUUUACAAAUUUUUCAAAAGCUUUAAAAUGCUAGUACUUCUAGCAUUAGUCUGAAGGACUUCACUCUUUGAACUUCAUUGGUUUCUUUCUUUAUUUACUGAAUAGUAAUAAAGAGUAAGUUUAAAAAGUUACAAAGUAAUAAAUUUAUUAAAAUUAAUAGAUUUUAAUUUUAUGAUGAGAGGGCUUUGCUAACGAAAUGCACUGCAAAUAUUCUGUUUUCAUCUGACAAGAAGACUUAAAAUGAAGUUAGUAGUGCUGCCAGGUUCUGGAGAGCAGUGGAUAAGUAAGAAAUAAAAGGGAGCUGUCCCAAGUGGGAGCACCUUGCUGUCUCCUACAAGCCUCAUUCUCUGCUGCAACUCCUCCAGUGAAUAAUUCUUUUCUACUUGUGCCCUCAGUAUUGAUUUCUUCCACCCUCUUGUCUUUGCUGAUUCAGUGAAAAUCACUGCUUGACAAUUUUGAAAGCAAACUAUUUUAUUUUACACAAUUGAAGUAAUUUUCACUGUAAGACCUAACACCAGUUCCAGUUGUUAAAUAAGAGCAAGUAGAUGAUGAAGGUUGUUUUGGGCAGAGUCCUUCUGAGUUAAAAGUGGCUAUUUAUAGUGGAUGUCUUGGUUUCAGAUAGAUUUCAUGAUAGGCAUGAAAUCUGCUUUUAAUAAUUAUAAGCCUAACUUUAAAAGGUGAGAAAUACUAAGUUAAUGUUAGUGUCUAUUUUUAUAUUGUCUAAAUUUCUACAUGGGAAUUCUCUCAAAGAUGUGUGAAGAUAAAGUUCCAUUACUUCAUUUUUUUUUUUUUUUCUUUUUGGAGAGCUGGUGAUAGAGCCUUCAAAUUAAAUAGAAACAGUGCCCUGAGGUUUCUCUGGGGUUGGUUGUUGUUUGGGUUUUUUUUUUUAAAUUCAGCUUUCAUGAUCAGGAAAUAAGCUCAUUUAGUGUUUAAGAAUUAAUUUUUGAUGCUUUUCAGUUUCUUGGUAGCACAAUCAGUCUGUAUUGUUAAUUAAGUAUACACAUGUUCAGUGUGAGAUGGAAAUAAUGUUGUUUCCUAAUAAAUGGAAUGGCAGUCUAAAGUUUGAAUACUUUCUUUUUGUGUCUCUUUUAUAGUUAAGCAAAACUGGUUCUAAAGAUGAUGAAUAAAGGACUUUGGUACAAGGCAACUCCACCUUUUAAUACAGUGCAAUUCUGGGUCACCAUCUCUCUCUUAAUAACUUUCAUAUUUGUUGAAGUAAACAUUUUAUAAAGCUUGAUUUCCUAACUUGUAAACCUAGUCACACAAGUUUAUCUAGAGACCAUGUGGUCAUCUUCAGAAAAAUCAACCAACAAACUUGCCUUAAAUGAAGGUUAGAAUGUGACAAAGGCUAUAGAGAGCCAGUGUGGUGAAGUGAAUAGUGCUGAAGUGUUUAUUAAUUUAUAUUUAGUCUGUAGUAAAAUCCUGUUAUAGUGAUCCCAACGAUACUGUAAACAUUUCCUGAUGUUCUUAUUCCAAUUGAAGAAAAAAGCACUAUAACAGUGAUUGGUCACUUGACAGCUUAAUUCAUCAAAAUAAAUUAUUCCAUGGAAAUAAGACCUUUGUCAUUUGUUUAUCUAGUAUGAACUAGAAGGAGAACAUACAAACUGUUGCACUGCAAAACAGACUAGAGCUUGUGGUCUUGUUUUCACUAGUUACUGGCUGAAAUAGUAAAUACUAGUGAAAGCAAGACCAAAUAUUCUGGUCUGCUCAAAAAUGAGUGGUUAUAGCAGGAGUGCAGCUUCUUUAUUCUCCACGAUAUCCCAUCUGUUGGUCUUUCUCCAGGGUGCAUCUUUACAGACAGUGGGAUGUCUGAGGAGGGGCAAAAGUGCUUUCUUGCACGUGUCUCAAUGAGCGUUGGGAUUUUGUAGCUGCUUCACUGGAGAAAUAGGCAUUUUUUGGAGGAAUUUGCUAACUAAGUGGUGGGACAGUAGAGGUCAGUAACCCAUCAAAUGUAUUGGGAGAACUUCUCUGCGAGAGCUCUUCUUUUUUCCUCGUCUGCUCUCUUGUAUAAGAAGGAGAAGUCAUCUUUACUGUAUGAACUGUUAUUGAAUACAAGAUGCCUUAAUGUCCUUUAUUAUUUUUGUUUGUUUUGAGAUGAACUUUAAUAAAUGCCUAUUUAUCUG
Hirundo rustica (Barn swallow) is the source of this 2816-nucleotide messenger RNA. It is a transcript of the gene RWDD4, whose product is annotated as RWD domain containing 4. Lineage: Eukaryota; Metazoa; Chordata; Aves; Passeriformes; Hirundinidae. Gene Ontology annotation, molecular function: protein binding. Bases 84 to 668 code for a protein of 194 amino acids. The transcript has 7 exons. The record is from RefSeq and is a predicted model, not a curated record.